UGCAUUAUCUCCUUCAUGCCCCCACCCUUUCUGACUCCGCCCACCAACCUCCGUCUUCCAUCUCUCUCGCCCCGCCAGUGUGGACCGCCUGUGGAGCGUUACCUGGUCUCUGCAUUACCGAAACAACAACAACGGCAAGAAAUCCAUGCUGAUCAUUAUCGCAACAUGGUUAUACGUGUCUAUUAUCUGGUUCCCUGUCUUCAUUUACGACCGCGUGCUUCACCAAUACGACGUCGGGGUCUGUCUUUGGGACACCGUGCUCAACAAGAAUCUGGUCGUGUAUGUAGGUAUGUUGGGCUACUACUUACCUCUGCUUGUUAUGGUGGGCGCCUACAUGAAGAUCCUAUGGGUCGUGAAAAAGAGGGCGGCCUCCAUCAGGGACGCUGGAAAGAAGGAGGUUCCUACGACCAGCCAACCCGUCGAAAGCGACUCGGGCACAGGCGAGGCGGGCGGUUCGGGCGGCGCGGGCGGUUCCUCUGAUCAGAAGAAGCUGGUUUCGGCGCCGGUCAAGGAUGACAAGCAGGAGGCCAAGCUCAAGCGGGAGAUGAAGGCUGUCUAUACACUCCUCAACAUCGUCAUUAUCUUCCUGAUCUGCUGGGUGCCGUUUUACAUUCUCUUCGUGCUGAGCGCUUGGUUCCCGACACUGUUCCCAGAAUGGUACGUGACCUUCAGUUACUGGAUGGCCUACAUCAACUCGGCGCUCAAUCCUAUUUUGUACCCGCUCUCUUCGCUGGAAUUCCGGGCAGCGUACAAAAAGGUUUUCCACACUAUUUUCUGCCGGAAAUAAGUUUCAUAGAGAGAAAAUGUAAUGAUUUAUUGAUCUAUUUAUUUUCCUUCAGUUACUGGAUAGCCCACAUCAACCAGGCGUUCAGUCUAUUUUGUACCCGCUCUCUUUGCUCGAAUUCAGGGCAGAGUACAAGGUUUUCUACACUAUUUUUUCGGAAAUAAAUAAAGAUUAAUUUAUUUAAUGUGUAUUUUGGUACGUUUUGAAUGUGUUAUUAUACCCUAUAUCCUUAGGCAUUACGAAGAAGAUAUUGUAAGUGUAAAAAUCUAAUCGUUUAAGGUAAUGUGUUAUAACAUAGGUACAUCUAACAUGGUAUUAGUACAUGAUUAGAUUUUACUUAGAUCAGAGGUUGAUUAAAGCAAUGAGAAAAGUCGUAGUAAUUUGUAGUCAAUGAAUGGUAGCCUUUUU
Penaeus chinensis is the source of this 1192-nucleotide messenger RNA. RefSeq names its product alpha-1A adrenergic receptor-like. Gene Ontology annotation, cellular component: membrane; dendrite. The transcript has 4 exons. Gene Ontology annotation, molecular function: neurotransmitter receptor activity; G protein-coupled serotonin receptor activity. The coding region runs from base 146 to 787 and encodes 213 amino acids. Gene Ontology annotation, biological process: chemical synaptic transmission; G protein-coupled receptor signaling pathway, coupled to cyclic nucleotide second messenger. NCBI's taxonomy places the organism in Eukaryota, Metazoa, Arthropoda, Malacostraca, Decapoda, Penaeidae. The record is from RefSeq and is a predicted model, not a curated record.